Messenger RNA from Cydia splendana, 974 nucleotides. RefSeq names its product mitochondrial import inner membrane translocase subunit TIM14. The transcript has 3 exons. Gene Ontology annotation, molecular function: ATPase activator activity. The record is from RefSeq and is a predicted model, not a curated record. Gene Ontology annotation, biological process: protein import into mitochondrial matrix. Lineage: Eukaryota; Metazoa; Arthropoda; Insecta; Lepidoptera; Tortricidae. Gene Ontology annotation, cellular component: PAM complex, Tim23 associated import motor. Bases 147 to 506 code for a protein of 119 amino acids.
AUGUGAACUGUACUGUAUCGAUUUAGUGCGAACCUUUGGUUAACUUGUAAUUAAGUUAUAAAUUUUGUACAAUGUGUUUAUGAUUAUUAUCCAUAAAUAUUUUUAAAUAUCCAGCAUAGUUUUCAAAGUUAGUGAAUGGUUGAAUUAUGGCGAGCUCCAUUAUUCUUGCUGGUCUUGGGAUGGCUGCAGUCGGUUUUGCUGGUCGCUACGUCUUGAAGCAAGUGCCUAAUGCCUCUGUGAAAUUUGCAGAGGCUGUUAAGAACUUUCCAAAAUUUGAUGCAGAAUCUUUAGCUACAUCAAAAUAUUAUAAAGGUGGAUUUGAACAAAAGAUGACUAAAAGAGAAGCAGCUUUAAUUUUGGGUGUAAGUCCUACAGCUAAUAAAGCCAAGAUAAGAGAUGCUCAUCGAAAAAUUAUGUUACUUAAUCACCCAGACCGAGGAGGAUCUCCACUCAUUGCUGCCAAGAUUAAUGAAGCUAAAGAUGUUCUGGAGAGUGGCAAAACAUAACAUUGGAUAAUAGUCCAUUAUCAUCCAUAAAUGUUAGACUUCACAGAAAGUAAUUAUGUUUUAGUCACAGAUAUGCCUUGGGGUUGUUUCAUUUCAGGGUGUUAGUAUGAGCAGCAGGGGCAUGAAAGUGUUAAUUGCUGUCCACAUAGAGUAACCAACCAUCCUAUAAAUUAUAUUCAUGUACAGUUGAGCAAUAGAUGUACUAAUGUUUUCAGAAUCUAGAUAAGUAUAUGUAUCUGGUAAGAAUAAACAUGUGGUACAAAUGUUUUCUUGUCUGAUAAAUGCUACAGGGCUACUGUAGACAGCAAACAUGUACUUUACUUUGUUGGAGUACCUGAUGUAGUUAAUCAUUUAGUAUUGCUAUUAUUUGAUGUCCAUGCCAUUGCUAAUGUAUGGCUUUUAACCAGGUGUGUUAUUAGUAACCUUAUGAAAUACCCUCUGUAAAAUAAAUUCAAAUACAACAUUUAA